Molecule: messenger RNA, 2233 nt
Organism: Eruca vesicaria subsp. sativa (arugula)
Lineage: Eukaryota; Viridiplantae; Streptophyta; Magnoliopsida; Brassicales; Brassicaceae
Source: the annotation of a GenBank genome assembly
ACAAUCCCUCUCUCUUUCACUCUCCGCCAUCAGUCUUCUUCAUUUUACAGUGACACAAAUUUGCAGGUGAUAUAGUAUUUUGAAGCUCUGGUUAGAUCUGGCCAGAGAAAUGGCUUACAUGUGUACUGACAGUGGCAAUCUAAUGGCGAUAGCUCAACAAGUCAUCAAACAAAAGCAGCAACAACAACAAGAACAUCAACAACACCAACCUCCAGACCAUCAUAUCUUCGGUAUCAACCCUUUGUCUCUCAAUCCCUGGCCUACACCGAACAACCAGUCCCUCGGGUUUGGACUCUCCGGUUCGGGUUUUCCUGACCCGUUUCAGGUUAACAGCGGCGGAGAUCCCAACGAGUCAGAGUUUCCGUUUCACAACUUAGACCAUCACCCUCCCACCACCGAUAAUGAGUUUAGGCUUCCUGAUUUCGACGGUGAAACCGGCGGCGAGUUUGAGUCCGACGAGUGGAUGGAAACUCUGAUUACCGGUGGAGACUCGGUGACUCCUGAUUGUGACACCUGGCAAAAUAAUUCAGUCCACGGUCCAGAUCCCUUCUCAGCUUACCCGUGUUCUCAACCGUCAGAUCUAAACCAAGUCAUCGCUACUUCUACUUCACUUCCCUCCCACUUAUGGGCUCCAUCGUCGCCAUUAUCUGUUCCUCCACCUCCAUCUUCAUCUUCGCCACGUCAGAAAACCAAACAUCCAGACACAAACAACUCAGAAGAAGACUUUGACCUAGAACAGCCUUUGCUGAAAGCUAUACACGACUGUUCACUGAUCUUAGACUCUGAAGACGCAACCAAGUCCCUUGUCCGAAUCCAAGAAUCAGUAUCAAAGCACGGUGAUCCAACAGAGCGAGUGGGAUUUUACUUCACCCAAGCUCUCUGCAAAAGACUAUCUCCUGCUCCCGUUUCAAAUGAUUCAACUGUGGAGGACUUAAUCCUCUCUUACAAAACCCUAAACGACGCGUGUCCCUACUUCAACUUCGCGCACUUAACAGCCAACCAAGCGAUUCUUGAAGCCACGGAACAUUCCAGCAAAAUUCACAUCGUCGAUUUCGGAAUCGUUAAAGGUAUCCAGUGGCCUGCUCUUCUUCAAGCACUCUCUACACGUUCUUCUGGUAAACCCGCUCGAAUCCGGAUCUCGGGUAUACCCGCUCGUGAAUCUCCCGAGACGUCAUUGAUCGCUACGGGUAACCGCCUCCGUGAUUUCGCUGAAGUUUUGGAUUUGAAUUUCGAGUUUUUCCCGGUUCUCACUCCGAUCCACUUACUAAACGGGUCGAGUUUCCGGGUUGAUCACAAUGAGGUGUUGGCUGUUAAUUUCAUGCUUCAGCUAUAUAAAUUACUCGACGAGACUACGACGGUUGUUGACUCUGCGUUACGGUUAGCGAGGUCGUUGAAUCCGGUGGUUGUGACUCUUGGAGAGUACGAUGUGAGGCUUAACCGGGUUUGUUUUGGUAACCGGGUGAAAAACGCGCUUCGGUUUUACUCUGCGGUUUUUGAAUCAGUUGAAGCGAAUUUGGGGAGAGAUUCGGAGGAGAGACUGAGAGUGGAACGAGUUCUGUUUGGUCGGAUGAUCUCCGGUUUGAUUGGACCGGAGAUAACCGGGAAUCAGAGGGAACGGAUGGAGGAGAAAGAAGAGUGGCGGGUAUUGAUGGAGAAUGCCGGUUUUGAAUCGGUUAAGCUGAGUAGUUAUGCAGUGAGUCAAGCGGAGAUUCUGUUGUGGAACUAUAAUUACAGUAAUUUGUAUUCGAUUGUUGAAUCGAAGCCAGGUUUUGUCUCCUUGGCAUGGAAUGAUUUGCCUCUCCUCACUGUUUCUUCGUGGCGAUGAUCAACCGAACCAACCGAUACUUUUGGUAUUUGUAGUGUUGUGUCCGUUCCAAGUCUUAGUUUUGGUUUAGAGAGAAAGAAGUAAUUCAAAUGUUAAUAUAAGCCAUGGUUUGAUGAUGAUAAUGUUUUUUUUUUGUUUUUGAUCAAAGAUGUGAUGAUAGUGUUUUGGUUUAGUUUCAGUGUUGAGUUAUUUUUGGGGUAGGUUUUCAAUUUACCUCAAGCUUACUUUUUAAACAUUUGAUUUAUGAAGUAGGUUAAAACUGUUCUUGGUUAUGUUGUGUACUCACUCAUCUACUUUUGUCUGUACAUAAUGUAAAAUUUGUUUGAUUUUUGCUGUUUCUGGUCAGUCAGUUGUUUGAGAUGUAAUUAAUAAUUGAGUAAAAUAUGUAUCUACUUCUUAUUAUAUUAA